Racocetra fulgida is the source of this 302-nucleotide messenger RNA. The record is from the annotation of a GenBank genome assembly. Lineage: Eukaryota; Fungi; Glomeromycota; Glomeromycetes; Diversisporales; Gigasporaceae.
AUGAAAAUUAAUAUUAGUAUUGCUGUAACUUCUUGCUUUCAUUAUACUGGAACAUUAAAAGCUAACAAUACAUCUACUGAUAUAAAAUUACAAAUUACUAGCUUAACCACUUACUCUAAAAGCAUUAAUAGCACAACUAGUGAAACUGUUAGUGAAGUCACUAGUGAAAUCACCAACAAAAUCAUUAGCGAAAUCACCAGCAAAAUCACCAGCGAAACUACUAGUGAUAAUACUAGUGAAAUCAUCAGCAAAAUUACUAGUAAAGCCACUAGUGAAGCCACUAGUGAAACUACUAGCGAAAG